AUGCAGAACAAUGCCCUUAUUGAUGCCACUGUUGAUACUAUUCAUGAUAUUCGUCAUAAAAUUGCCGCCUUCCACUAUGAGGAGGACGAGAAGGUCAAAGCUGCAAAACGCAAGGCUGCUGAAGAGACGCUGCCGUUCAUUUUAGAACGUUUGGACCAGCAAGUGAAGGAAAAUGACGGCUACUUCUACGAUGGUACUCUCUCUUGGGCUGAUUUAACAUUCGUUGCUCUGCUCGAUUAUUUGAACUUUAUGUACAAGUCUGAUCUGAUCGAGAAUUACGAGAAUCUGAAGCUGCUGGAGAAAAAGGUCCUCCUUCUGCCCAAGAUCAAAAACUGGAUUGAGAGACGCCCAGUUAGCGAAUUCUAAACUUCACGAUUGCUUAUGGUUUUAUAAGCGUUUAAAGAUUGCGGUCUUAGUGUGUUGAGAGAAUGAAGAACGAAUCGUGUUGAUGCAAGUUUGUAUGGAAUAUACUGAUUGCUUUUAACAUUCAUUAGUUCCAGUUAUUACCGAUAUUUUUGUCAUUUAGUCAGGGUUUUCCCUUUAGAUUACGUUGUGAUAGAGAACUAUUAUUUGUGUAUUCCUACAGAAACAUACGAACUAUAUAAACUGUUGACACGAUGUUGUGCUUUUGUAUUAUAGAGAUAAUAAUAAAACCAUCAAACA
Messenger RNA from Bombus huntii, 663 nucleotides. RefSeq names its product glutathione S-transferase-like. Gene Ontology annotation, biological process: glycyl-tRNA aminoacylation; glutathione metabolic process. Lineage: Eukaryota; Metazoa; Arthropoda; Insecta; Hymenoptera; Apidae. Gene Ontology annotation, molecular function: glutathione transferase activity; glycine-tRNA ligase activity; ATP binding. The transcript is spliced from 3 exons. Bases 1 to 366 code for a protein of 121 amino acids. Gene Ontology annotation, cellular component: cytoplasm. The record is from RefSeq and is a predicted model, not a curated record.